Messenger RNA from Monopterus albus (swamp eel), 2672 nucleotides. It is a transcript of the gene rrad, whose product is annotated as Ras-related associated with diabetes. NCBI's taxonomy places the organism in Eukaryota, Metazoa, Chordata, Actinopteri, Synbranchiformes, Synbranchidae. Gene Ontology annotation, biological process: negative regulation of high voltage-gated calcium channel activity. Gene Ontology annotation, cellular component: plasma membrane. The record is from RefSeq and is a predicted model, not a curated record. Bases 1111 to 2040 code for a protein of 309 amino acids. Gene Ontology annotation, molecular function: calcium channel regulator activity; GTPase activity; GTP binding. The transcript is spliced from 5 exons.
AUAAAUUUUGCAUUUACCUGUUUUAUUUUUAUUAUUAUUUAUUCAUAAUUCCCAAAGCUGAAACUAUAUUAUAAUGUUGGAUGCGUCCUACUCAGUGAGUUCAGUAGGUUCCACUGUAACACAUGAGCCACAAGGGGGCAGGAGCACACUAUGCAGAGGCGAUGAUAUAAGAUGGGAAAUUAAAUCCAGUCUCUAUAGCACGUCCCAGUGUUGUGGGCCACACUGUGUGCGAAAAAAAGUUAAAUAUGCUGGACACAAGGUUAAACAGAAAAACACAUGCUAACUUUAAAAAGGCCUAAAGAAAACCGACCUGAAGAUUUGCCUCUAUUAAUGUGUUGCAUGGCCAAGAUAAAAUUAAACUGGGCGAACUUUGCAUUAUCCACUAAGGCAUGAAUCAAUAAACCAAACAUUAUUGGUUAUAUAUAGGUCAGACCUGUCAGAUGUUGAAAGGAAUUACGUAUUGCAUACAUGCACAAAAAUGAAUUUAUGAGUGAGCCUACAGAGCUGAGAGAAUCAAUAAACGUUUUUGUUUGUUAUAAUUAAACAUGUCCAUGUUCAACCUCCUCUCAUCAAAAUUACCAUGAAGCUCAAACAUGAUGAGCCAACUUUAGGUAAGACAAGCCAUCAUAUUCCCAUCAUGGCGCCAGGUCGAUUCAAUGCAGCGUAAUACACUUCAGCAUCUCGUGUCAUGAGAAUAUCCUCCCACCAUCUCUAAAUUUAGUCUAAAUUAAUAUGAAAUAUUUAUAUCACUCUAACUUUAAGUGGGCUUUCCCUCUUCAAAGAUUCAUCUCUGGCUGCCCCCUCAGAAGUGAGCUCCAUUUGGCGAAGCGGAAGGGAGAUUCCUCAGCUCUUCCAGUCAUACACCCCCUCCUCUGUAUGAUGUUACCCUUACGCACCACUAUAAUAAGUGGAUACGUGAUUCUCUGGGGCGAAUCCCUGUCGACGUCACUCCUAGCGCUAUAUAAAUAAGCAGAGCAGCGACUGUUACAAGACACAAGGCAAAGUGUUUAUUCGCUUACCACCACUUCACGGAUUAUUGGAUUGCCCUCGUUGGAUUUAAUUGCCAUCACCGAGUAAGUGUCUUAAAUACUGAUCGUCGGUAUAAGCACAAUGACUUUGAACAAGGGUGACAAACUACGGAACAUGGAUAAGAGGAGAGGAAGCAUGCCGUUCCCUAUGAAUGUACCAAAUCUACACAGGAGAAGUAUGCCAGUGGACGACCGGGACCUGCUCACCACCAUGCCACAAACAGGACAAACCGACGAGCUGUCCAACCUCCUGCGCUGCACGUCCUACUCUCCGAACGAGCAGCACCGGGGCAGCUGCGCCUCUGACUCGUCCGACUCCGUGAUCUCCACCGGCAGCGAAGCAGAGUCCCAGGUGUACAAGGUGGUUCUCCUCGGUGAGCACGGUGUCGGGAAGUCCAGCCUGGCUCGCGUUUUUGGAGGGCUUGAGGAUGCUGGUCAUGACUACGAUGAAGCAGGAAACACUUACGACAGAUCUAUCAUGGUGGAUGAAGAAGAGGCAUUCAUUCUGUUGUAUGACAUCUGGGAACAGGACAACAGCCAGUGGCUGAAGGAACAGUGCAUGAGGAUGGGAGACGCCUACAUCAUUGUGUAUUCAGUGACGGACAAAUCAAGCUUCGAGAAGGCGUCAGAGCUGCGUAUCCAGCUGCGCCGGGCCAGGCAGUCAGAGAACAUUCCCAUAAUCCUUGUUGGCAACAAGAGUGACCUAGUGCGGUCCAGAGAGGUGUCUGUAGAUGAGGGAAGUGCCUGUGCAGUUGUAUUCGACUGCAAGUUCAUUGAGACAUCUGCAUCCCUUCAUCACAAUGUGCAUGACCUAUUCGAGGGAAUAGUAAGACAGAUCCGCUUGAGGAAAGACAGCAAGGAGGAAAAUGCUCGGCGCAUGGCCAACUGCAGACGUAGAGAGAGCAUCAGCAAGAAGGCCAAGCGGUUUCUGGGCCGCAUGGUUGCACGCAAGAACAAGAAGAUGGCUUUCAGGCAGAAGUCAAAGUCCUGCCAUGACCUAACUGUUCUUUGAGGAACAAAUGGGACAGACAAACAUUUUUUUCUUUGGCCUCUGAAGACCAGAUGCUGUGUGUGUGUUUUAACACUAACCCUAAAGGACUAAUAGAGCUGUACAGAAAUAUAUUUUAAUUUUUUAGACACCAACCAAAAGCAGAGGACUUAAUUAAUAAAAUGACUGACAUUAUUCAAGUCAUAUCUUGUUAACGGUGAUAACCUGCAUGAAGCUUGGCAAACAUUUAUUUUAUUUUAUUUUUUGUCUGCCUUAAAACAUAUCGCUGUCAUAAUCAGUACGUAUGGAAAAUCCACAAAGGCUUGUUAUGUCUAUUGAGUUGAAAAGAUUGCCUUGCUGUUGGGUUAUUGUUGUGCUCCUAUACUGGAGGGGAUUGAUGUAUAUACUAUAACAUGAAUGAUGCUUAUAUACAUACAUCUCAUUAUCCUAGAAGAUAUGGUAAAGGAUCACAAUACUAGGCCAUCUGGAGUCAUAUUUACUUGAAAUGUGGUACGCAGGUUCGUGCCUUGGCCAAAUUACUAAAGACUACACUGAAUUCAGGUUGUGAAUGUAUGAGUAAAGCAAUAAGUUAUAUUAGUCUUGUGUAUCUUGGCAUUAUUUGAAAAUUCUUUGUUUACAUUGAGUUUCUUUUUUCA